UUCCUCGCUAUUCCUUUUUACGUGUGAUACCCCUUCGAGCUCGGCUCCACUAUUUAUAUAUUUAUAUUUUAUAAUUAAAACUUCUCGUUUUAGAUAAAAUUUAAAAGAAAAACAAAUUUUGAAGAUAACCUAACAACCUAAAACAAAGUCAAUAACUUAAAGAAAAUAAAAUAAAUUAGGUACAUAACUUACCAUAAAAUACUAAAGACUUUUAGGAAAGAACAAAUCAUUGGAGUCAAUCGCAUCUAAUUGUAACGCUAUAAAAAUGGCAGCAACCAUGCCUAUAAACCCUAAGCCCUUCUUGAAUGGUUUAACAGGAAAACCAGUAAUGGUAAAAUUAAAAUGGGGCCAUGAAUAUAAAGGUUAUCUUGUAUCAGUUGAUGGAUAUAUGAAUGUACAAUUAGCUAAUGCCGAAGAACAUAUAGAUGGUAAUUUAACAGGUAGUUUAGGAGAAGUUUUAAUAAGAUGUAAUAAUGUAAUGUAUAUACGUGGAGUUGAGGAAGAAGAUGAAGAAGGAGAAAUGAAGGAUUAAUAAGUAAAUGUUGAUUACCGAUUUAAUUUUGACAUUUUUAUUUUGUAAUGGAAUAUCCUUCAUAAAAAUUACAUCUUAUAAUGCGUUUUAAUUGAUUCAAUUACCCAAUAAAAUAAAUAAUUACAUACAUUGCAAUUAGAUUUAAUACAUAAAUAAAGUAUAAGAUUAAUUCAAACGAGUAAAUUAUUUUAAGUCUUUCAUAUUUGUUCUAAAAAUAAAAUAUAAGCAUCCUUAGCACCAUUCGGCCAUGACUUUUUUGUAACAUUUUUAUCACUCACACGAUUGUUAUGUUGCAAGAUAUUAGUAUGGUACCUAUAAUUGAUAAUGUAUAUCAGAAAAAUAUAGAUGAGUGUUAAUUUUUAAUAAAUAUAUGAUAAAAAAAAGAAA
Molecule: messenger RNA, 919 nt
Organism: Nasonia vitripennis (jewel wasp)
Lineage: Eukaryota; Metazoa; Arthropoda; Insecta; Hymenoptera; Pteromalidae
Gene: SmF
Product: small nuclear ribonucleoprotein polypeptide F
Exons: 2
Coding region: 266-532 (88 amino acids)
Biological process (GO): spliceosomal snRNP assembly; mRNA splicing, via spliceosome
Cellular component (GO): catalytic step 2 spliceosome; U1 snRNP
Molecular function (GO): RNA binding
Source: RefSeq, marked validated